AUGGACCAAGGGUGAAUUUGUUUCUUGAACGAAGAACUUAACCACGGAAAUGUUUUUAACAAAAUUUUACAAGAAUUUUGUAAAUUACAAUUCGAUUCCAACAGAUUCUAAAAUUGUAAAAAUCUUAGCAGUUUUUCUUUUUUUCUUUUUUAAUACUGUGAAUGAAUAAGCUAUCGACAAAAUUGAAGAAAAUUGGCUUUUUCUUGUUUAGAUUUUAGAUUAGGCUUGAGGGGUGAUUAAAAAUUCGUUUCAGAAAAUAUUUGAUCAUAUUUUAUUAUAUUAGUUCUGAUGUUCAAAACAUUUAUUAUUUCCGCCGCGAUAAUACCUGGAACCAAUGAUUUCCCCGUUCCUUGUUAUUCAAUGGACAUCAGGCGACCUGUUCGCUCGUUUUCAAUGGGAGGAAACGCUUUACAACGGAAGCGAUAUACUGCAAUUAAUUUUCCAGCGUUGUAUUUCUGUAAUUUUCACUCGAAACUUGGCGAGGAGAUUGACUAUUGCACGAAGAGAGAAACGGAGCAGCACGUCGUGGAACCUCCUAGCAGACGGUUCGCAGCGGCAACGGAAAUAGGAGCGUGUAAAAGGGAGCCGCCUAAACGCGACUUGCUGGAAUUUCGAUUUCUUCGUGAAUGGACGCCCUGUUCAAGGUUUUUCGUCGAGAAAAUCGCUGGCGAUCGUGGCUCAACUCUCCACAUGUACGGGCUCUUUGUGUCUCGGUGUCAAGUGCUCCGUGGAGAACUUAAUUUGAGGGAAAAGAAGGAAAUUAGAGGGAGAAGCGUGGAAAGAGAGUACCGGUUAAGCGACAUUGUGAAAAGUUGCAUUCAACGAUAA
This is a messenger RNA of Heterotrigona itama, 828 nucleotides long. Lineage: Eukaryota; Metazoa; Arthropoda; Insecta; Hymenoptera; Apidae. The record is from the annotation of a GenBank genome assembly.